UAUUUCUUGAAUAUUAUGGCUCUUGAAGCUCUGAGUUCUCCUCCCGUGGCAGCCGCCCCUUUCCCGGCCAACAAGUUUGAAGAAGUUAUUCACGACGACGGCAACAGCAAUCACAUCGAGUCGUGGAAGAAAGCCAAGCGCUCGAAGCGACAACGCGAUAACGAGUCUUCUCAACUGCCUCUGACGUCUGAGGAGGAAUAUCUCGCUCUCUGUCUCAUCAUGCUAGCUCGUGGAAACACCGCCUCCGACGGCUGCAUCUCUUCUUCGGAAGCGAGAGUUGCUCCCUCGGGUUUGAAAUCGUCUCACAAGUGCAGUGUUUGCGACAAGGCUUUCCCUUCUUACCAGGCUCUGGGUGGUCAUAAAGCCAGCCACAGCAAACCUUCCACCGACGGAGCUGCUAAUAAUCGACCCAAUUCUAUCCCCACCACCACCACCAACGGCGGCGACAUCGGAGUUAACGGUAGAGCACACACGUGUUCUAUCUGCCAUAAGGCUUUCCCUACAGGCCAAGCCUUGGGAGGCCACAAACGCCGCCACUAUGAAGGCGGAAACAACAACAGUAACAAGAGUGGUAGCGUCAGUCUCAGCGGGGUGACGGUGUCGGAAGGUGGCGCGUUGAGUCAAACCCAUCGCGUCGAAUUCGUGUUUGACCUGAACUUGCCCGCUUUGCCGGAGUUGGGCGUGGAAAACAGAGAAGGAAGAUAUACAGAGCAAGAGGUUGAGAGUCCAUUGCCGACAAAGAAACCACGUUUCAUGAUUGAUUCUUUUGCACAACAUUAAUUUCACCAGGAUUUAAUAAAAUUAAACACGAAAUGAUUUUACCUAUGAAUGAUUCUUUUU
Molecule: messenger RNA, 840 nt
Organism: Hibiscus syriacus
Lineage: Eukaryota; Viridiplantae; Streptophyta; Magnoliopsida; Malvales; Malvaceae
Product: zinc finger protein ZAT10-like
Exons: 1
Coding region: 16-780 (254 amino acids)
Biological process (GO): response to stress
Molecular function (GO): DNA-binding transcription factor activity
Source: RefSeq, a predicted model, not a curated record